AUGGACGGCUUCCCACUUCGCAGUAUGACUGGCAGGGAUCAUGGUGGCUAUCAUCAUUUUGAGCGUCACGCCAACGCCAGCCAAGUCCCCGAGGACGCUAAUGAGCGCUUGAUCAAUGCCCAAGACAAUGCAACUCUAUCUUCUGAACAGCCUUGUGGCUUAUCAGCAGACUGUGGUACCUCGACACCUUUCAUCCCCAUCACCGAGGAAGAGGCCCGACGAACCACCAGCCUCCCCGAGCUAAACUUCCGUCCUACAGUGCUGAAUACAUGGUACUUAUCUACACUCAUGCUGUGGCAAUUUCUGUGCAUGGGCGGCGUUAUAGCUCUCAUGGUCUUGGGCGAAAUACAACCUCCUUGGUUCCGCUUUGGGACCCGCUCCAGCUUUUGGAUGUGGCUCUACAUGCCUGGAUUGGUCGGCUUUCUCACUACUGUAUCCUGGAGAGGUACAGCGCAGUGGUAUAACCGUAUCAUUCCUUACGUGCGCUUGGCAAAUAUUCCUAUAUCCUCCUCGUGGCAAGAUGGUGACCACCCGCCGAAGAAUUUGCUGAAUAUGUCACUAAACGGAGUGCCUAGCGGAAAUUUGAAUCCUGAGCAGAUCAUCUCACUCUUCAAAAGUGGUGACUAUCUGAGCGCAGUGGUUAACCUUACCAUCCUGGGCACAUGGCUUCUGACACCUCUGAAGUCCAGUUUGUUUCAGCUUGUUGAGGACGGUCGAGGCUGGCAGAUCCAUGUCUCUAAAUUAUUUGGGUUCGUGGGCCUGACCAUCAACCUCUGGCUUCUUUCAACCACUUUCUGGAUUUUCUUUCAUCUACGCAGCCGACAGACCGGUCUGAAGUGGAAUCCUGCUCCCCUUGCCUCGCAGCUUUGCCUUCUUCAGGGCCCCAACGUAUUCGAUAGCUUUGAGGGGAUAGACUACUCCGAUCUCAGACCACUCAAGAAUGCUGUGAGAACAUGGUCAAGAAAUGGCCUUGUUCUUCGUCUUGGGUACUGGAAGCAAGAAGAUACCAACAUUAUCACUCACGGCGUGAGAUUCCUCCCCAGAAACGGCCCAUUCAGAUCUGAGGAGCAACUCACUCGACGGGAAGCUCACUAUUCCUCUGAUUUCGAACUGGAGUCUUACGGAACGGAUAUUGAUCGAAUCUGGAAUUUGUACUUAUUCGACUGGUAUCUCAUCUUCACCACAGCCAUGGGCCUUAUUCUUCUAGCUGUCGCGGCCUAUGCUUGGGCCAAGGGCCUGAUAUUCCGACCAUUCAGUCUCACCUCAAUACUCUCGGGCACUUUACAGCGCGCCAUUGUCUUUUCACUUCUUCCCGCGUUGGCGUACGGAUUGUUCCAUCAGACAUUUCUAUCUUCAGACGUUUACAUGCGCACGGUGAUGCCAAUCCAGAACAUGGCAAGUCCUCUACCUAAUGAGGAUCUUCAUCGGAUAUUCGGGCCAGGACACGAGAUUUUGAAGGGUGCCACCGCGGCGAAUAGCAUGCUCCUGGAUUACCUCUCUCCCAGCGUUUUUGGGUGCAUAGCUCAGGCCAUCGAACUUGGCCACUACAAGAUCAUUCUUGGUGUUGUCUUGGCCACACUUAGCAACUCUGUUUACCUUGUAGUGGCCCGGAUCUUCGACUUUAGCGAGGCCAAAAAUGGCAAUUACAACGUUCACAUUCACGCCAGAAGCUUUUACGCAUCAUUCGGCAUCAUGAUUAUAUACUGCCUCAGCAAUUGGAUAUUGAGACCUCGUGGGCCUGUCAGGACUUGCAGACCUGUAUAUGGCCUUGUGGACUUUGCGUCUCUUGUUUAUCGGAGCGAUGUCUUGCUAUGCCCUGAAUUUUGGCUGCAAGAUUCUGCAGAUACAGAAGAGCAUAUGAAGGCGCAGGUGACGCUGGCUAAUAGGCUCUAUCAGUAUGGCAUCUACCACGGAAUAGAUGGACAUGGGCACGUCGGUAUCGGCGUCGAAUAUGCACCACCAACGCGGUUGCUAGACGAUGACAAUAUCGUGUGUCUUGAGCGAUCUGUGAAUUUAGCGAGAGCGGCGAUCGCGUCCGGUAUAUAUAGCGAGGCUUCCCUUUGUGUUGGCGUCUCGGAGCAACAUCGCCGUACCCGAUCCAAUCAACUUAGAUCUAUGUCCGACGAGCAGGAGUAA
Molecule: messenger RNA, 2136 nt
Organism: Fusarium vanettenii 77-13-4
Lineage: Eukaryota; Fungi; Ascomycota; Sordariomycetes; Hypocreales; Nectriaceae
Exons: 3
Coding region: 1-2136 (711 amino acids)
Source: RefSeq, a predicted model, not a curated record